Messenger RNA from Ixodes scapularis (black-legged tick), 2195 nucleotides. Its product is annotated as ATP-binding cassette sub-family A member 2. Gene Ontology annotation, molecular function: ATP binding; ATP hydrolysis activity; ABC-type transporter activity. The transcript is spliced from 11 exons. Gene Ontology annotation, cellular component: intracellular membrane-bounded organelle; membrane. Gene Ontology annotation, biological process: transmembrane transport; lipid transport. The record is from RefSeq and is a predicted model, not a curated record. NCBI's taxonomy places the organism in Eukaryota, Metazoa, Arthropoda, Arachnida, Ixodida, Ixodidae. The coding region runs from base 1 to 2139 and encodes 712 amino acids.
AUGACAGACGACAUUCCGGCGGACUACAAUAUUGCGCAAUACUUGCUCGGCAUCGCUCAGCACUCUCUGCGUCACUACAUCUUCGACAUUCACGCCGGGUUCCAGAUGACCAAGCAAAAAGGGACACUACUCUGGUACAACGGCGAAGGCCCCCACGCGGGACUUUUGGCGCUCAGCGCGUUCAACACAGCGCGGCUGCGCAACCUAACCCAGAACCCGACAGCGACCAUGGUGUUCAGCGUCAAGGCCCACCCGUCCGUCAAGAGAGACGAAAACGAACUCGUGAAACAGCAGAACACGUACCGCGAGGUCAUGCCCAAGGUGUUGCGCUCCAUCUUCUUUCCCAUGGUGUCCAGCCUCAUGUGCAGUAACUUCGUCAUCUAUCCCGUCAUAGAGAGGGUGACUCAGGUGAAGCACCUGCACUUUAUGAAUGGCGUGAGCAGCUUGUUGUACUGGUCGGCCAACUUCUUCUGGGACUUCAUGUUCUACCUGGGCACGGCGCUCUUUGUACUGCCUCCCCUGCUCUCACAGCUCAACUACCUCGUGGGCAUCGACACUCCGUUCCUGGGCUGCCUGGGAACGGUGUUCGUAGAACACUUCGCGUACACCAUCAACGCUCCUCUGGUCAUGGUGGUACUCGAAGUGAUGCUGCAGGCGAUGCUGCUCGUGCCUUCCUUCUCCUACUCCCGGGGCAUGACCAAGAUUCUGGAGCUGAGCAGCGAGAACAAGAUCUGCCGCACGGGCGGCGUGAACCUCGAGCGCGUCUGCCACACGCACGCCAUCGACUUCAAGUUAUCACUCAAACUAUGCUGCGAAGUGCCCAAAGGCCAGCAUCCCGAGGACGCCACGAUCCAGGCCCUGUCGGUGCACCCGUACUCGGCCUUCUACGAGGCGACCACGUUGGCCGUCGAGGGACUCGUCCUCUUCCUCGUGCUCAUGUUCGUCGAGUCCCGCUGGGCGUUCCGCGUAGAGAGACUGCUCAGCGCGCCCCAAGAAAACGUCCGAGCCACCGCAACGCCAAAGUUGAUCGCCUCCCCCACCAAGGUGAUGCUUGAGGACUCCGAUGCCGUGCGAGAAAACGCCUUGGUCGACACCCUGAGCGGGUCUGUUGGUCGAGACGCCAGACCGCUCGGGCCAGACCAGAGACCCGCCAUGGUUGUGAGCCGCCUGACGAAGGCGUACGGCUGGUGGCAGAAGAAGCCCGUGCUUCAGGGCCUCAGCUUCGUCCUGCGGACCGGGGAGUGUUUCGGCCUGCUGGGCGUCAACGGGGCCGGAAAGACGACCACCUUCAGGAUCCUCACGGGCGACGUCUUGCCCGCCGACGGAGACGUCUUCCUCGACGGCUUUUCGAUCGUUCGGCAGACCAGACUCGUCCAAGCUCACUUGGGUUACUGCCCGCAACGGGACGGCCUCGUGGACGAGCUGACGGGCACAGAGACGCUGAUUCUUCACUCGCGGUUGAAGGGCGUCGCCAACGACGCUGACUACCUGGAAGUGCUGUUCGAGAUCUUUGACCUGGCAGACAUCGCCGGCAACCUGGUGGGCACUUACAGCGCCGGCAACAAGCGCAAGCUGUCGCUCUGCCUGGCCAUGGUCGGCAUGCCCAGGGUGCUACUGCUAGACGAGCCCUACGCAGGCAUCGGCACGACGGCGCGCAAGAGGGUCAUCAACUACAUAACCGCCCUGCAGAGAACGGCCAAGAUGUCCAUCGUGCUUACCUCGCACAGCCUGACGGACGUGGAGUUCCUGUGCAACCGGAUAGCCAUCCUGGGGAGCGGCAGGCUGCAGUGCCUGGGCUCGCUGCCGCACCUGAAGCAGAAGUUUGGCAAGGGUGUCACCAUCACCGUCAAGACGUACCCGGACAAGAAGCAGGACUUCGUGUACCAGAAGGACGUGGUGACGGCCGUCAAGAUGAACUUCCCCAAGGCUCAGUUGGCGCACAGUUACGAGGGCCUGUUGGAGUUUCGCAUGACCCAAGUGAGCAUGCUGUGGAGCGAGAUGUUCACUCUUAUGGGCAAGAUCAAAAGGAAGUUCAAGUUGCAGGACUUCUUCAUCACGGACACAUCGCUGGAGCACAUCUACCGGAGCUUCACACGCAACGAGACAAGCAUGGCAGCGGCUCUGGCAGAGGUCCGGUAGACCAGCGAGACCUUCUGAACGUCUGGAGGCCUUGCCAUUUAUUAAAGCCUAAUAUU